Molecule: messenger RNA, 2474 nt
Organism: Rosa rugosa (rugosa rose)
Lineage: Eukaryota; Viridiplantae; Streptophyta; Magnoliopsida; Rosales; Rosaceae
Product: vacuolar protein sorting-associated protein 52 A-like
Exons: 21
Coding region: 195-2324 (709 amino acids)
Biological process (GO): endocytic recycling; Golgi to vacuole transport; retrograde transport, endosome to Golgi
Cellular component (GO): GARP complex
Molecular function (GO): syntaxin binding
Source: RefSeq, a predicted model, not a curated record
UUAAUGAGUGACUUCUGAGACUUGGGAUACAGCAAGGCAUUUGCAGAAGUAAUUAAGGAGAGAAACGAAGAAGGAGAAGUUGCAGGCCCAUUCAGGCAACGAUUGAAGCAGAGAGAGCCUGCAGUGACCAAUCACACAUAUUUUUAGAUGGUGGCGGAGCUGGAUCUGCUAACCACCUGCACUUGUUAAUCCACAUGGCUCAUCUUGCAACCAACAACACACAGGGUCACUCUUAUGAUGAGAAUAAUGAUGAUGCCCAGAAAACUGUAUUUGAUUUGGGUGCAUUUGUUGGAGACUUGACUGUUGAGGAGGAUGCUAGCAGUGAUGACAUAUCGUUGGAAGGACUGCAACAAGAAUUAGAAGAAUGUAAACAAGAUGACGUAGUUGCAAAUAUAUUGUCUAAGGGUACGAAACUACGGGACUAUACAAAGGGGGUUGAGAACAACAUACGACAAGUUGAACUAGACUCGAUCCAGGAUUAUAUUAAAGAAAGUGAUAAUCUAGUAUCUCUUCAUGAUCAAAUUCGUGAUUGUGACAGCAUAUUGUCACAGAUGGAAACUCUUCUCAGUGGAUUUCAGGCAGAGAUAGGUUCAAUAAGUUCUGACAUCAAAGUUCUCCAGGAGAAGUCUAUGGAUAUGGGUUUAAAGUUGAAGAAUCGCAAGGUGGCAGAGUCAAAAUUGGCAAAAUUUGUUGAAGACAUUAUAGUCCCUCCAAGGAUGGUAGAUAUAAUUGUUGAUGGCGAGGUGAAUGAUGAAUAUAUGAGAACUCUAGAGAUUCUUAGCAAGAAGCUGAAGUUUGUUGAAGUGGAUCUUAUGGUUAAAACUGCCAAAGCUCUAAAAGAUGUUCAGCCUGAGCUUGAAAAACUUAGACAAAAAGCAGUUUCCAAGGUGUUUGACUUCAUUGUUCAGAAGCUUUAUGCAUUGAGAAAACCAAAAACAAAUAUCCAGAUCCUUCAACAGAAUGUUCUCUUAAAGUACAAGUAUGUUAUUUCGUUCCUCAAGGAACACGGAAAGGAGGUAUACAUUGAGGUUCGUGGAGCAUACAUCGACACAAUGAACAAGGUUCUAAGUGCACAUUUCCGUGCUUAUAUUCAGGCACUUGAGAAACUACAGUUGGAUAUUGCCACAUCUAGUGACUUAAUUGGUGUGGAGACGAGAAAUACAAGUCUAUUUUCAAGAGGAAGGGAACCACUGAAGAACCGGUCGGCUGUUUUUGCUCUUGGAGAGAGGAUUAAAAUUUUGAAGGAAAUUGAAGAACCUGCAUUAAUUCCACAUAUAGCUGAAGCCAGCUCUAUCAAGUAUCCGUAUGAGGUGCUCUUCAGGAGCUUGCACAAGCUGCUUAUGGACACUGCUACUUCUGAGUACCAUUUCUGCGAUGAUUUCUUUUGCGAAGAAUCCAUAUUUUAUGAAAUUUUUGCAGGUCCAUUUGCUGUAAUUGAUGAACACUUCAAUUCAAUACUUCCAAAUUGUUAUGAUGCUAUUGGUGUAAUGCUUAUGAUCCGCAUUAUACACCAGCACCAGCUCAUCAUGUCUCGGCGGCGUAUCCCAUGCUUGGAUUCAUACUUAGACAAGGUCAAUAUCGCCCUUUGGCCUCGUUUUAAGAUGGUGUUUGACCUGCAUCUCAACAGCCUGCGCAAUGCGAAUGUGAAGACAUUGUGGGAAGAUGAUGUUCAUCCUCACUAUGUCAUGAGGCGAUAUGCUGAAUUCACAGCUUCACUUAUCCACCUCAAUGUUGAAUAUGGAGAUGGGCAGCUUGAAUUGAAUUUGGAAAGACUGAGAAUGGCUGUUGAUGACUUGCUUAUCAAGCUUGCUAAAGCAUUUCCAAGACCAAAACUGCAAACUGUGUUUCUGAUAAACAACUACGAUAUGACUAUUGCAGUGCUGAAGGAAGCUGGUCCAGAAGGUGGUAAAAUUCAAAUCCACUUUGAGGAACUGCUGAAAAGCAACACAGCAUUAUUUGUGGAAGAACUAUUACUAGAGCAUUUUAGUGAUUUAAUCAAGUUUGUCAAAACCCGGGCUUCGGAGGACCCGGGUGCUAAUGUUGAGAAUCCUGUAACUGGCACGGAGGUUGAGCCACUAGUGAAGGACUUUGCAAGUAGAUGGAAAGCUGCAAUUGAGCUGAUGCACAAGGAUGUCAUAACUUCUUUCAGCAACUUCUUGUGUGGUAUGGAAAUCUUGAGGGCUGCAUUGACUCAGUUACUGCUUUAUUAUACUAGGCUCUCCGAUUGCAUAAAGAGGAUUGUCGGUGGGUCUACUCUUAACAAGGAUCUGGUGUCCAUAUCCUCAAUCAUGUAUGAAAUUAAGAAAUACUCGAGGACUUUCUAAGUUUGGGUGCAUAUGGGUAACUUGGGCUUGCAGUUGAGCAUAGGAGAUGCAUGGAGAUGAAAUUUUAAGGUGCUCAAAUUGUCCUUUUAUGAGAUGAGAAAUGCUAUUCCACAUUAUAAAUCACUUUUGCUUGCAGAGAAUACAAUGAAA